AUGAGGUUUCACUUCGAUCCAAAUAAUGCUAAUCGAAUUAUACAAUAAUAAAAAGAGAAGCAAUAGAAAUAACCAAAAAUAGAAAUACCAGAUUCUUAAAAUAUCUCCUAAACAUUAUCUGCAGAAUAGUCAAAUGAAAAUUCAAAUAUAGGAAUGUCAAUUUAAAAUUAAGAAGCAAAUUCUAAAGAUUAACAAAAACUACCUUCUGAUUUAAAUAAACACAUCUAUGAACCAAAGGAAUCAUGGGAGAAAUUACCUGAUUAUCCAUUAGUUUAUUAAGAACUUAAAAUUCCUGAUUGUAAUUAAAAUGAGAUUUAUCUUGCUUUAUAUGAAUAGUGUUUUAAUGAAGAAAUAGUCAAAUUUAAAGAACAUUAUUUAUAAUUUAAGGAACUCAUUUUUUACUGUGAAAAAAUGUAAAAUAUGAUGAACACAUUUUUAAAAAAGGAAAGAUAAAUGAAAGAAAAAUAUUGUUAACCAACUUAAAAAGAUUUGCCAUAUCUUAUUAAAAAAUUAGAAUAUCAAUAAUAAAUUAAAGAAUAUGAAAAAUCUAUUGAGAAAUUUAUCAAAGCUUAAACAAAAAUUAAGUUGGUUUUAUAAAAUGAUAUUUAAUAACAUGUUAGUAUUUAAAUGAUAAAUCAUUUAACUUAUGAUUAAUCAUCAAACCAUGAAAUAUUUAAUCAGAGAAUAAAUGAAUUUCUUGAGAAAAAUUCAAAUUUAAAAGAUCAAUUAAUAUAGAGAACAACAGAACAUGUAUAAUUAUUUAAUAAAUUUAUUAGUUUGUAAAAUUAUCAAUUGAUAGUAAAAAAAUUUAAGAAGAAAAUUAGGAAAUAUAAAGACAAAUCUUGAUAUAUGA
Paramecium sonneborni is the source of this 853-nucleotide messenger RNA. NCBI's taxonomy places the organism in Eukaryota, Ciliophora, Oligohymenophorea, Peniculida, Parameciidae. The record is from the annotation of a GenBank genome assembly.